AUGGAGUCCUCCGCGCACGCUCAAUCCACGGCUCUUAUUCGCAAACGGACAGAGACUGAGCUGAUGCCACCACCGCCACCUGCGAAGCGCAUCAAGCGACCGAAACGCGUGCUCGACGAAAACACCUACACCGACGCUCUCUCACACAUUAUCGCCCGCGACUUCUUUCCCGGUCUCCUCGAGAGCGAAACACAACAAGAGUAUCUCGACGCGUUAGAAUCCAAAGACGAAGAAUGGAUCGACAGCGCCAGCCGCCGGCUCCGGCAAGUCAUGACUCCCGGUCGACGGCGAGGGCUUGCUACACCACUCCGCCAGGCAACAGCCGCAGGAGGCCACACCCCGCUUAAUUUUGUCGGCGACACACCCGCAUCGGUGGUCUCCACAGCCACCGUCACCACGUCAGCCCAGAAGCAACCCGCGAUAGACACCAGUGUCUCCCUUGCCAUGUUCCAAUCGAAAUACACCUCCGAAGACAAUGAAUCCUUCUACAAACUUCUCGACAAGCAGAACCAAAAGCGCCCGAGCGGGGCGCCGGCGCCCUCCGAGACGACGGAUUCACCCGCGAUCGACUGGGCCAUCCUCGACAAGGAUGCCGUGGAUCGGCCUGCCGCGCCGGACCACUGGAACAAGGCGAAGCCGGACAACGAGCUGAUGUUUGUGCCGGACGGCGUGGACGGCAGCGAGCUGCAGACUGUUGCCGAGCGGGCGCAGGCCGAGAGUAGGGCCCCACCGAAGCGCAUCGUCUACGAGAACACGCGGAUGCCGCAGCCUGCGGCGAGGGAGGUGUCUGGGGAGGGCGACCGGUCGUCGAGGGCGGGUUCGCCUUCGUUGUCCGAGAUUCGUAACGCGAUCGCGGGGAACAGGAGGGCGUGUGAUGCCGAGACGAGCGUGACGGGUGGUGCCGGGGAGACGCCGCGGGUGAAUGGGUAUGCGUUUGUGGAUGACGAGGAGCCGGAGCCGGAGCCGGAGCCGGCGCGGCUAAAGAGGGAUAAGAUGCCAGUGAUCGAUCUUGGUCCGGGGGACGCCACGCCAAAUCCGUUCCAGUUUCAGGAGCAGAGGAAGCGAGAGGCGUUACAUCACCGGAUGGUGGACAAGAUUUCGCUGUCGAAGCGGACAUCGGCGAGGCUGGGGUUUACGGGGAACGUGGGGCGUACGCCGGUGCCCAAGUUCCCGAGCAGUCCGAGGGUGUCGGGUGGAGAUCUGACGCCGGCGGCGCAGAGGUUAUGGGGGAGGAUUGGCGGGUCGGAGAGAAGGGGCGCAGCGUCGCCCUUUAGUGAUUCUAUCAAGUCUACGCCGAAAGCAACACCGGUGGGGAAGAGGUCUGGGUUGAGGAACUUGGCGAAGUAG
Molecule: messenger RNA, 1347 nt
Organism: Chaetomium globosum CBS 148.51
Lineage: Eukaryota; Fungi; Ascomycota; Sordariomycetes; Sordariales; Chaetomiaceae
Exons: 2
Coding region: 1-1347 (448 amino acids)
Cellular component (GO): catalytic step 2 spliceosome
Source: RefSeq, a predicted model, not a curated record